Molecule: messenger RNA, 1026 nt
Organism: Vombatus ursinus (common wombat)
Lineage: Eukaryota; Metazoa; Chordata; Mammalia; Diprotodontia; Vombatidae
Gene: VPS29
Product: VPS29, retromer complex component
Exons: 4
Coding region: 97-645 (182 amino acids)
Biological process (GO): intracellular protein transport; retrograde transport, endosome to Golgi
Cellular component (GO): retromer complex; endosome
Source: RefSeq, a predicted model, not a curated record
UCUCAUUGGCCGAACCUUCGGUGGGCGGGUUCCUGGGGAAGCUGAGGAAGGAGGCGGCGGCGACGGUUGCUGUGGCGGAGCGAGGCCGGUGACAGGAUGUUGGUGUUAGUAUUAGGAGAUCUGCACAUCCCCCACCGAUGCAACAGUCUGCCAGCUAAAUUCAAAAAACUGCUGGUACCUGGAAAAAUUCAGCACAUUCUCUGCACUGGAAACCUUUGCACCAAAGAAAGUUAUGACUAUCUAAAGACUCUAGCUGGAGAUGUUCACAUUGUUAGAGGAGACUUUGAUGAGAAUCUGAAUUAUCCAGAGCAGAAGGUGGUGACCGUUGGGCAGUUCAAAAUUGGUUUGAUCCAUGGACAUCAAGUAAUUCCGUGGGGCGAUAUGGCCAGCUUAGCAUUGCUACAAAGGCAGUUUGAUGUGGACAUUCUCAUUUCAGGACACACACACAAAUUUGAGGCCUUUGAACAUGAAAAUAAAUUCUACAUUAAUCCAGGAUCUGCCACCGGAGCAUAUAAUGCUCUAGAAACAAACAUCAUUCCUUCAUUUGUAUUGAUGGAUAUCCAGGCUUCUACAGUUGUCACUUACGUGUAUCAGCUAAUUGGAGAUGAUGUGAAAGUAGAACGAAUUGAAUAUAAAAAGUCCUAAAACAGGCCUCUAGGUGAUCUUUUUUGUUCCAUUACUUUGUUCGAAUCAAGUAAUUAAGCAUUCAGAAGGCACAGAAUUGUGACAUUUUUAAAGUAUUAUGCAUUAAAAACUACAUCUUAUUUGGUGAUACAUAAUUUGCUACAAGCUUCUUGUAAACUAUAAGAAUGUAUUUAGUUUAUAGGACAUGAUUUCUAAGGAAUAACUUGUACCACAUGAUAAAUGGAUGUAUGUAAAAAACGAAGUUUAGCUCUGUAAAUAUCUUCAUUGUUAACAUUCAAGCCUUUGUUACCAACAUAGUGCAUGAAUAGAAGAGUUCCAGACUGCCUCAUUGUACACACUAUCCUCCUCUUUAUACAGUAAUAAACACUUACCUUUCACUUA